Molecule: messenger RNA, 1490 nt
Organism: Prosopis cineraria
Lineage: Eukaryota; Viridiplantae; Streptophyta; Magnoliopsida; Fabales; Fabaceae
Product: UV-B-induced protein At3g17800, chloroplastic
Source: RefSeq, a predicted model, not a curated record
CUGGACAACCAGGCUCGCUUCAACAACCCUGUUUUUCUCUCUAACUAUCUCCGUGUGGAAGUGACGGGAGCCCUAGCGUCGGAGCGUGGAAUUGAGAAAUUGAAGAGAAAAUGCAGGUCUCAGGUGCUAUCAGCGAUGUAUUGGUGGCACUGCCACCGUCGGGAGGUAUCCGGCUGCCUGAAUUUCGACAUUUGCAUACCUUUUCCGACGCCAAAAGUUUCCUUUCCGCCGGCCUUCUCAAAAGCUGUCCUUCAAUGGGCAAUUCCAAGCUUUAUAAACUAUACAACUGCCGAUCUAGAGGCUUAGUCCUGAAAGCAUCGGCUGAUGCAAAUGAUAAUUCGGUGCCUGUUGCUCCCCUUCAAUUAGAAUCACCAGUUGGUCAGCUUUUGGCACAAAUCUUGCAAACUCAUCCUCAUCUAUUGCCCGCAGCCAUUGAUCAGCAACUUGAGAACCUUCAAACUGAUGAAGAUGCCCAGAAAGAAGAAUCUUCGGCUCAAGAUAUUCUUUACAAGAGGAUAGCUGAAAUAAGAGAGAAAGAGAAGCGUGCAACAUUGGAAGAGAUUAUAUACUGCUCUAUAGUUCAGAGGUUUGUUGAAAAAGGCAUUUCAAUGAUUCCAAAAAUAUCAUCAACCCCAGAGCCGACUGGCCGAGUGGAUUUCUGGCCAAACCAAGAGCAUAAACUAGAAGCUGUUCACUCCCCAGAGGCAUUUGAGAUGAUACAAAGUCACCUAUCUCUUGUCCUAGGGGAACGGCUGGUGGGUCCUCUUCAGACAACUGUUCAGAUCAGUAAAAUAAAACUCGGUAAGUUGUAUGCUGCUUCAAUAAUGUACGGAUACUUCCUCAAACGAGUUGAUGAACGGUUUCAACUUGAGAGGACUAUGAAAACCCUUCCUGAGGAUUUUGGUAAAGCAGAUGUAAGCUUCGAAGAACCAUCACCUUACAGGCUCUGGGAUCCGGAUUCGUUGAUCAGAAUCCCUGCAUAUGAAGACAAUGAUAGCAUUAUUGAGGGAGAAUAUUACAUAGACACUGGCGAAGCCAAAACAUACAGGCUCAGAUCUUAUGUAAUGUACUUGGACGCAGAGACCCUGCAGAGAUAUGCAACCAUACGUUCCAAGGAAGCUAUAUCCUUGAUUGAAAAGCAGACUCAGGCCCUCUUCGGGAGGCCAGACAUCCGAGUCUCUGAGGAUGGUUCUAUUGAGACCCCCAAUGAUGAAAUGCUUUCCAUCACUUUCGCUGGUCUGACCAUGCUGGUUUUGGAGGCGGUCGCCUUUGGAUCAUUCCUGUGGGAUGCAGAGAGCUACGUUGAAUCCAAAUACCAUUUUGUUAACAGCUAGAAUGCCAUCUUUGUAAAUCUUUCGACUGCACAAUGUAGAUUGUAAAGCAUAUGAAUGUAAAUGUAAUACAGGGAGCAUAUCUAUUUUAUGAUACUGCUGAACUCAAAGAAGACAGCAUGGCGUAUUGCAAGGAAAAUUGAUGCAACUUGUAAAUAA